AUGGCAGCGUGCGUGGUGACCUGCGCCGGCGGGACGGUCGCGCUGGCGGGGUUCGACCCGUGGGCGGACACCGUGGUGAGCUACGACCAGGGCGCCGGGGCGAACCAGGACUACGUCAACCCGAAUGCGUCGUUGGGCGAGCCCGCACGCUUCACCGGCGACAACGCCCCGUUCACUUCACCCGGUGCGGUGACACCCUUCAACGGCGCGUUCAACGUCGACCAGGUCGUCACGCUCGGCGCGGGCGGCUCGAUCACCCUCGGGUUCGACGAGCCGGUCACCAACGACGCAGCGAACCCCUUCGGGAUCGACCUGCUCAUCUUCGGCAACGCGUCGUACCUCGACGCCGAUUUCCCGAACGGCCAGACGGGGUCCCCCGCGACGCUCUUCGGCGAGGGCGGCGUCGUCGAACUCUCGGCCGACGGGCUGACCUGGGUCGCGGCGACCGGUGUCGACGCGGACGGGUCGUACCCGACGCUCGGGUACUCGGAUCUGCUCAAUCCCUUCUCGCCCACGCCCGGCGCGGUCGAGACCGAUUUCACACGACCGGUCGACCCGGGCUUCAGCGCCGACGGCCUGAGCUUCUCGGAGAUCGUCGCGGGCUACAACGGUUCGGGCGGCGGGACGGGCAUCGACAUCGGCGCGUUCGGGCUGAGCGAGGUGCGAUUCGUUCGGAUCAGCAACCCGGUCGGCUCGGGCUUCUCGCCCGAGAUCGACGCCGUUGUUGACGUCGCGGUCCCCGCUCCGGGUGCGGCCGUGCUGGCGUUCGCCGGCGCACUGGCGCCCGCGGGGCUUAUGCGCAUAUGUGCGUACAUCGCGGUUCUGGCGGCGCUCCUCGCUUCCGUUGCGCGCGCCGGGUUCGAGUCCUGGCCGAUGCUCGCCCGCGACGCGUCGCAUAACGCUCGCGCCACGGGAUUCGCGUCCCCUCUCGGAUCGCCCGAUUGGGUCGCGUCGCACGACGAAAACGGCCUCCCGAUCGGCUUCAUCGGGCAGAGCGGGCCGGUGGUGCUCGGGGGCCUGGUCUACGCGCUGGGCGAGUCCGGCGGGAUCGAUCGCCUCUACGCGAUCGACCGGGUCGACGGGUCGGUCCGAUUCAGCGCCGUAAUCGAGCGCCCGGCGCUCGAUUCGUGGUCUUCCCCGCUCGUCGACGAGGCGAACCGCACGGUAAUCGUCGCGUCGGGCGACUCGGUCGCCGCGUUCGACGCGCGCACGGGCGACGCGAUGUGGACGGCCGACCUGCUCCUGGACGUGGUCAACGCUUCGCCGAUCGUCACGUCGGACCUCGGGCCGUCGGACCGGCUCUUCGUCACGGAUUCGGACGGGUUCUUCCUCCAGGGCGGCGGGUCCCUGUACUGCGUCAACGUCGAUCCGUUCGACGGCGCGAGCAACCCGUACGAGCCGGGCGAGAUCGUCUGGCGCAUCCCGCUCGGCGGCGCGUCCUCCGGCAACACCCCCGCGUACGCCGGCGGUGUUGUCUACGUGAGCGACGCGGGCGAUUUCAACCUGGGAACUCCCGGCCGCGUGCGCGCCUUCGACGCGACCUCAACGACCGCCCCACCGCCGCUCUGGACGUUCACCAACACGAUCAACACCGGGUUUUACUCCGGCGUUUCGACGCGCAACGGCUUUCUCUACGCAUCGAGCUACACGUUCAGCGGCGGCCAGGAUUCGGCGAACCUCGUGAAGCUCGACGCGUCGGACGGCUCGCUCGUGUGGUCGGCGCCCUCGAACCGAACAGAUUCGCUCCCGAUCGUGCUCGUUGACGGACGCGUGCUGAUCUCGGCCGGCCUCGCGGGAUUCGGGUCGCUGCCGUCCCUCCAGCUCUUUUCUUCCGACGGAUCACGCCUCUGGGACACGGCGCUCGCGACGCUCGACGGCGGGACGUUCUUCAGCAUCGGCGGCUGGACACACGUGCCCGUUGCUGUCGAAACGGACACCGGCGCGUUUGCGUACGCCGGGACCCCGCCGCUCUCGGGCGGGUUCUUCGGGCCGAACACGGACCUGUACCUGAUCGACCUCGAGUUGGAACCGGGAGACCCCGGCUUUGUUGUCGAGGCGUUCGCGGGUGCCGGCAGCACACCCGCGAUCGCGGACGGCGUGCUCUACACCAUCGGCGCGAGCGGUCUUCACGCGUUCGGCGGGUUCGCCGGGUAUGCGCCGGAAGACGUCGAUCGGAACUGCCGCGUGGACGCCAGCGACCUCUACGCGUGGGAGUCCGGACCGCGACGCGUUGCGUGCGGCGCUGCGGUCGAACGAAUCAGACGAUGUCACCGGGGGUGGAUCGUGAGCGGGCGGCGUGGGUUCACGCUGAUCGAACUGCUGGUGGUCGUCGCGGUGAUCGCGGUGCUCGUCUCGCUGCUGCUCCCGGCGCUGGGCGGGGCGCGGGACGCGGCGAGAACGGUGCAGUGCGCCUCGAACCUCCGCCAGCUCGCUGUCGCGUGGCGCGUGUACGCCAACGAUUACGACGACUGGGCGAUGCCCCUCGCGUACACCUCCUACGAGGACGUGGGCACGGGCGAUUCGGUCUUCUGGUGGGGCGGCGCGGGGAACGUGAGCGGCGAAGUCGUGUACGCCGACGGCUUCCUGGCGCCGUACCUGAGCGAUUCGCUCCGCGAGGGCAGUGUCUUCCAGUGCCCAAGCCAGCCCGAGGGCUCGUACGUCCCGCAGGGCUCGACGGGACAGCUCACCACGACCUACGGCUACAACGGCUACUACCUCUGCCCGCCCCGCACGCCGGGGUGGAGCUUCACGAUCGGCGGGCAACGCUGGAAACGGCUCUCGCACGUCCUGCACCCGAGCGAACUUCUCGUCUUCGCUGACACACUGCUCCCCGCCUCUUCCCUCCCUCGGGGCACGUCGCUUCUCGAUCCGCCGAUGCUCUACGAGGGCGACGGUGAGUGGCGUGUCAACGCCUCACCCACGACGGCGUUCCGCCACAUCGGUCACGCGACGAACGCGGCGCACGCCGACGGGAGCGUAACGACGGAAGCGGCGCAGCCGGGCUGGAUCACACACGAUCGAUUCCGAGUGGGAUCGGUCGGCGAGGCGAACGGGCCGCGCUACGUGCCGGACUGGAUGAGAUGGGACUGA
This is a messenger RNA of Symbiodinium necroappetens, 3090 nucleotides long. Lineage: Eukaryota; Dinophyceae; Suessiales; Symbiodiniaceae. The record is from the annotation of a GenBank genome assembly.